Anthostomella pinea is the source of this 1101-nucleotide messenger RNA. The record is from the annotation of a GenBank genome assembly. NCBI's taxonomy places the organism in Eukaryota, Fungi, Ascomycota, Sordariomycetes, Xylariales, Xylariaceae.
AUGGCCGCCGCGAACCAUGUCAUCACUGUUACCGAGGGUAGAGCCAUGGGAUUCAUCGCGACUGAAGACAUGCUAGCUAUGCCUCCAGAAAACACCAUCAAACUCCUGGAGCAAGAGCUAGAGGCAUGUCCCUCAUGUCCGUGCUGCGGCGAGGGAUACUCGAAACCGCGAGAGCCCGCCAUGUCCGGGUAUUUCGCACCGGCGAAACUGAUGGUUCGUCCAUGGUUCUCGCGCUUAUGGGUUGUACAGGAGAUCUUCUCAGCCGGAGAGAGGCACGUGGAUGUUGUCGUUGGCCGCCAUCGAACAUCCUGGCUUUCGUUCCGGGAUGCCGACACGGCGUCGCAGGUGUUCAAAUAUGGUCAUAUUGUCUACAGUACCUUUGCUUAUAAACAUGAUGCUUUCAGGGUAUCCGGCGCAAUAAACAUGAUGCUGUACUGUAUGAAUCGGCAAUGCCUCGAUGCGAGAGACAGGAUCUUCGCGCUGCACUCCAUCCUGCACUUCCGGACGAUUGGACUUCUACCAGAUUACACACGGGAUACUGGCGAAGUUUACCUCGACUUUGUCGUCUCGUGCAUGAGGCACAUCAGGAGUAAUAGAACGAGCGACAAUGUCCUGGCUUUCCUCAUUCUAGUCGGCACUGAAUCAGGUCUACCGGAUCGGCCGUGCGAUGGCACGUACGCGCGGCCUUCAUGGGUACCAGACUUCAACAGGCUCAGCAACGUUUCCACGAAGAAGCUGAAAAUGCACUCAUCAACUUCGAAGCCUGGACUACAUCAAUGGCGGUUAACGCCACUCGAUAGGGAUGUCUUUCAGAUACGUGGACAUUUCUUCGCCAGUAUCGACAGCAUUCUGGAACAAUUUGUGUGGCCAGAGCUACCGAAAACUGUCGACGAAGCUUCUACGCGACAAUAUUCAAAGCGAAGCGAGGUUCUCAAGCGUCGCCUGGAAGAUUACUGGGAGCGGGAGCCGACUAACACUAUCUCGUUCGAUGAUUCGAUGGAUAACUUCCUUUCUUUCUACUUCGACCGAAACAACGAUCGUAUGGACUUCGAAAGGAGGCUUGCCAGGAUCAAGGGGCCAGGUCUUGUUGACGUGGCCUGA